This is a messenger RNA of Polyodon spathula (Mississippi paddlefish), 1349 nucleotides long. Its product is annotated as CMRF35-like molecule 7. Lineage: Eukaryota; Metazoa; Chordata; Actinopteri; Acipenseriformes; Polyodontidae. Bases 92 to 913 code for a protein of 273 amino acids. The transcript is spliced from 8 exons. The record is from RefSeq and is a predicted model, not a curated record.
CACUGCGUUUAUCUAUUGCAUCUCUCACUGUGGUCUUUUUGGCCUCUGUGUUUAUGGGCUGUGUCUUAGUGAAAUAGGAGCUUAAGCACAUAUGGAAGAAAAGAAAUUUAGACCAGUUGUUCAAGAAAUGAAGUUCCUUAUCCUCCUCCUGGCCACUCUUCCAGAUACAAGCCACUCCAUAACUGGUUGGGAAGGACGAUCAGUCAGUGUCCAGUGUGACUAUGAUAAGUACUACAAAGACUAUGAGAAGUACUGGUGCAAGGGGAAGUAUUGGAGCAGCUGUAUUAUCCAGAGAAAUGAAGAUAAAGUAUCAAUUAGUGAUAAUAAAACCCAGGGAGUACUCACUGUGACUGUGAGGAGGCUGGAGAAGGGGGAUGAAGGCCAGUACUGGUGUGGUAUAAAAAAAACCUUGUACGAUAUAAACAUUCCUGUUUACCUCAAAGUUGCUGAUGUGCCUAUUACUACCACAGUCCCAGUCCCAACAUCAACUGAGAUGUCAGCUGCCACUGAAACAACCCCUGACACAAACAGAAGAUUCACAACUUUUAUAAUCUGGAUGACUGGUGGAGGUCUUUUCAUCAUGUUGGUAUCUGCAGUCAUGUGUACAGCAAUCGUUCUUACUAACAGCAGUGGAAGAAGCAAAGAGCCCCCAAGAUUGGAGAGUGACAACAACAAAGGCCCUGUGACCAACUCAGAGGAACUCAGUGGAGAAAAUCCAUACGUGGUGAUGUCAUCUGCCACAGGACAACUUGACAAUAACUCAGAGAAACUCAAAGGAGAAAAUCCAUACGUGGUGAUGUCAUCUGCCAAAGGACAACUUGACAAUACUGUAUGGGAUCUCAAGGGGGACAAUACCUACAUAAAUAUGUUCUUUAAGAAGAAUAAGCAGCCAGGAAACCAGAAUGGAAUGUAAUGCAUUAAAUAAUGUACUUGGGCUGAGCAAUGAAAACACAGCAACGUGGGAAUAAUGUACACCCCAAUGUGCAUAGGUGUUAAAUUCUAUCGAGGACUUCUGGUGACAUGAAUCACAUGAGCACUAGCUCUCACCAGAAACCUGAGGUUCUAUUGUAGGUGACUUUGCAGCAGUUGAGGUUAACCUCUAGUCUCUGUAAGUCUCUCUGGAUUAAAACUUGUGCUAAAUGACUAAUUAGUUAAUAAUAAUAAAAUAAAAUAAAUAUAUUGAUUGUAAGACUAUCCCCUGGUGUCAUAAAAUUGUCACUGUUCUAUUGUGGUUAUAAAUAAACUUUGUAAAGUCACAUAUGAUUUUUUGUGGUGGUUUUCCUUGAUUCUGUCUCUUUGCCGAUACAAGUAACGUGAUAGUCUUAGAAAUUAUUUAUGUAUGUAGUUUC